AUGUACCGCCACCGGCUCAUCUACCGGAAGAUGAAGGCCGAAGCCUGGGACGGUAUGAACAGACUGUUUAGUACGAGAAAUUCAUUGCAGCCAGAGCUGGUCGGGAAUCCCCACGUUGUGCCUCCGUACAAUCUCUUGCAAAUCACCGAAUCUGCAUUCCAGCGAGAAGUUGAAAAGAUUUACGAAGGAUCGUCCAAGCAGACCAGAGGCAUCUACGACAUUGUCGGUGGCAGCAACGGGAAUUGGGUCAUCCGUUGGAUGCUCUGGCGGGUCAUCCAGAGCAGACUGGCUGAAGAUGCGCUGGCGACCAGCAGUGAAGCAGACACCACCUGCUCCAGACCUUCCACAUGCUCUUCGACCACAAGGAGCCUCUUCACGGGCUCRCAGGCAGGCUCGACGURCUACACCAUCGCAUCUUCGCACGACUUUAGUGAUAGCGAAGGCUGGGACGACAUGGAAAGCAAGAUUAAGAUCUUCAAAGAGGAAUCCGAUUGCUCCUUCCGAAAACCGGCCACUCGGAAUCGAAACUCCUUCUGGGCAGACGUUAUGAAUACUUGA
Molecule: messenger RNA, 558 nt
Organism: Ramularia collo-cygni
Lineage: Eukaryota; Fungi; Ascomycota; Dothideomycetes; Mycosphaerellales; Mycosphaerellaceae
Exons: 2
Coding region: 1-558 (185 amino acids)
Source: RefSeq, a predicted model, not a curated record